Cyphellophora attinorum is the source of this 543-nucleotide messenger RNA. RefSeq lists its product as uncharacterized. NCBI's taxonomy places the organism in Eukaryota, Fungi, Ascomycota, Eurotiomycetes, Chaetothyriales, Cyphellophoraceae. The transcript has a single exon. The record is from RefSeq and is a predicted model, not a curated record. The coding region runs from base 1 to 543 and encodes 180 amino acids.
AUGGCCCUCACCAUGCUGACGCUGCCUACUGAGGUUCGAUCGAUGAUAUUCCAGCUCGUCAUAAUUCGACACAUUGAUUACUAUUUCCCAAGGUACUAUCGAAUGGACAACCCUAACGUGGAGCUUUUGGUUAUCUGCCGGCAACUUUACCAAGAGAAUCUCCCGCUGUUGCCGACUAAGCUAGACUUGUAUUUAUGGGGCACGCAUCUCAACACGCUCAGUCAUUUCGUUUCCCAGGUGAGCCGUAUCAACAGCUGGACUUCGGACAAUCUGCUUGACCGUGUCGGCUCAAUUGAGGUGCGGGUGCCGCGGCUGUCUUUCAAUAGUAUCACAGGCGGAAUCUACCUCAAGGACCCUCUGGGACAGGCGCCUGCUCGAGAUCUUGCACAGCAACUCAGACGUUGGGGAUCGGAUCCAUCGCUUGUACGUUACAUGAUGUUUCAUGGCAUCUACGAACCUUCUAUGCCUCUACUCCCUGUUGGCGACAUGAAAACCAUUAUGUUGGAGAUACCAAGAGAUGGAGAAGGAGGUGGUACCAGAUAG